CCCAUUCGCAGUCGAACUCCGUUUGCUCUGUUGAAAAAGUGAAGCAGCGGGAACCGGAACCAGUCCCUAUUUCACCCUCGACUUCAACUUCACCACGUGAUUUCAGUUUUUGGAUAAAUUCCACUAAUAAUCCGUUCAGAGGUAGUUUUGUUAUGCGCGGUUAUUAGUCAGGAGCAUGUAUACUUCAGCGGCGAUCAUCGCCGAAAACUGUGUUGAAAAAGGCCUCGGAUUGAAAUAUCAACUUUACAACAGAGAAUAUCUGAAGGAUAAGCAGAAUGUUGCAAGUGUCUCAUUUUUGGUACAGAACUGUUUAAAACGGAAAGCAGAAAUUGAUGAUUUAAUCAAGAACACAGGUCUUUUUCAAAUGUUAACUAAAAAUGAUAUUUGGCUUGCACGAAUCUUGGUAGUAGAGCUUGUUUUGGGUCGGAAGUCAUUUAAAUGUACCGACAAAAUCUCAAAAAUUGUUUACAAAUAUAAAAAACGACUAAGAGAACUUGGCUCAGGGAUGAAAGUGGAAAACAAAGCCAUACCUCGCUAUGUACGAAUAAAUUUGCUCAAGACUAAUUUAGAACCAGCUUUGUCUCAACUUAAAGAAAAGGGUUUUUUACAAUUAGAAACUCCUAAAGAAUUAAACGGAUUUUAUGAAAAACUAAAGAACUUGAAAGAAAAGGAGUUUAUGUUGGAUUUUCACGUACCAGCACUUCUGGUUUUCCAUCCCAAAACGAAGUUUUUUAAUUUUGAAUGGGUUUUGAAUGGAUCAUUUAUAUUACAAGACAAGUCGAGUUGUAUGGUUUCUCCUCUUCUCUCGCCGCACCCUGGAUCUCUGACCCUUGAUAUGUGUGCUGCACCUGGAUAUAAAACAUUACAUUUAGCCACAUAUUUACAAAAUGUGGGGGAUAUUAUUUGUGUUGAUCGGUCUAAAGAUAGAUUUGCCAAUCUAUUGAAAUUGAAAAAGGCUUUAGAUUUAACCAACGUUCAUUGCUUCAACCAAGACGCAUUCGACGAUAAUUUUGGCAGCUUUAACAAAAAUGAUAUAAGUUACAUUAUUCUCGAUCCUCCUUGUUCAGGUUCAGGUAUUGUGAAAAAUUACGAUUACGAAGAAAGCCCUACCAACAAUUCGAAGCGCCUAAAUUCAUUACACAACCUUCAAAGUAAAUUGUUAAGACGUGCUUUGACUGAUUUUCCAAGUGCAAGGAGGGUUGUGUACUCCACCUGUUCUCUCACAGUGGAAGAGGAUGAAGAAGUGAUUGAAGAAUUUAUACAACCUCCAAACGGCUUUACUCUCGUAAACUUGAGCUCAUUUUACUAUGGCGUUUCAACCGGUGAUCCAAAAUACAAGUGUGGAACAUUUUGCAUUAAAAUGCGUCCCGACAGAGAAUUAACGAACGGCUUUUUUAUCGCCAUGUUCGAGAGAAUCAACCCAAAAGAGUCAGUAUCUCCGAAGAGAAAUAUUCAUGAUUCUCAUGAAAUUAUUAGCAUUGGAACUGAUGAAAACAAUCCUGGUUCAUUUAAAAAGGCCAAAAUAGAUUACAAGGACGCAAAUAAAAAGGAAACAUUAGAUUCUCAGAAUGAAAGUUCAGGGGAAGACUUUAAACACAAUGGCACUGAAGGUGAAAGAGAAUCACGAGAUGAUGUCAGUAAUGAAAGUGAAGAGGAAGUAGAAAAUGACACAGACAGUACAGGAAGUAAAAGUGAUAACCAAGGAGAUAAUAAUGACAAAAAUGAUACUUGUGAAAACAUCAAAAAUUCAACUUCAAGUCCACAAAAAUAUAAUAUGUCAAAAGGUGGACAGCCCGAAGUAAGUUCUAACGGUGAUGCUGGGACAAGUGGUGGAACCAAUGGAUUCCACCAGACAGGCGAAGAAAAAAGAAGACCAGGCCAAUUCGUUCGCAAACGAAAGUAUUUCAAAGGUUUUAAAUCAUUUUAACCAUUAAUCGUGCAAAUGCGCACAACUGGUGAAAUAAACCAAUAAGAAUUUCUACCCAAUUAGUUACUUUUUUUUAUUUCUACUAUUUUGUUUUAUUCUUGCAUCAGCAUAUAAGUUUGUCUGAAAAACCGGUUGAAAUUGGUUUUUAAAAUAUGUAGACUAUUUUUGUGAUAAAAUAUUUUUAUAUUUGUUGAUGUUUUUUCUUAUGGAAAGGAUUCUAUAUUGUGAUGUACAUUUUUGGUUUUAUUUACAUAUAUGAUGCCAAAAACAAACUUAUUUCUUUAAUUUGCGAGGUUAGCGUAAAAUAGCAUACAUAUUAAAAAUAAAAUGGUAAAUCAGAAGUUUCACUGAUAUGUAGAAAUCCUCGUGUUAAAAUGUUACCAAUAACUUAGCAUUUUAUAUAUUUAAAUAUAAAUAAUUUCAGCAUGUUUUCUAAAUUGAAACUUUUUGUACAACCAAAAUAUUUUAAAUAAUAUAGUAUUCUUUCAUAUAUGCAAACACAUUUACUUUAGUUUAUAUUUUGGAUUGAACCUCCAAAGAAUUUGUUCAUUGUUUUUGUUUACAUUUGAAUUUAAAUAUGAUUAAAAAAAUUUAGUGGGCUUGUUUUUUGACUUUGUUUUUUAAAUACUUGAAAACAACUGGCUGUUGUCUUUAUGAAGGAAAAGGCCCAACGUUUACUGUUUUGGUUAGAGUUAAAAUAAAGUUUUUUUUAUGCAA
Messenger RNA from Cimex lectularius (bed bug), 2644 nucleotides. RefSeq names its product probable 28S rRNA (cytosine-C(5))-methyltransferase (gene Nsun5). The transcript has 6 exons. The record is from RefSeq and is a predicted model, not a curated record. Gene Ontology annotation, molecular function: methyltransferase activity. Gene Ontology annotation, cellular component: nucleolus. NCBI's taxonomy places the organism in Eukaryota, Metazoa, Arthropoda, Insecta, Hemiptera, Cimicidae. Bases 176 to 1927 code for a protein of 583 amino acids. Gene Ontology annotation, biological process: rRNA base methylation.